This is a messenger RNA of Acanthosepion pharaonis, 1488 nucleotides long. Lineage: Eukaryota; Metazoa; Mollusca; Cephalopoda; Sepiida; Sepiidae. The record is from the annotation of a GenBank genome assembly.
UUGAUUUUAUUGGUAAAAAUCAACUCGCGUUUUAUUUUAUUUUUCUGGUCCCGUUUUUAUUCGUUUUUUUUUUCGCUUGAUUCUUUUCUUUUUUCUCUUCUUUUCUUUUCUUUCUUAAUUCUUUCCUUUCUCCAUUUUUUCUUUUUUCAUUCUUUCCUUUCUCCAUUCUCUUUAUUUUCAUUCUUUACAUUUUCUUUUCUUUCACCGUUUAUCGUUCCCUUUUCUUUACUUUCUUUUCUUUCCUUUCUCUAUUCUUUUCUUUCCCUUUUCUUUUCUUUCUCCAUUUCUUUUCUUUCUCUAUUCUUUUCAUUCUUCAUUCUUUUCUUUCCAAAUUCCUUUCUUUUCUUUCUCCUUUUCUUUCCUUUCUCUAUUCGUUUCUUUCUCCUUUCUUUUCUUUCUCCUUUUCUUUCCUUUCUCCAUUCUUUUCUUUCUCCUUUCUUUUCUUUCUCCUUUUCUUUUCUUUCUCCUUUCUUUUCUUUCUCCAUUUCUUUCCUUUCUCUAUUCUUUUCUUUCUCCUUUCUUUUCUUUCUCCUUUUCUUUCCUUUCUCCAUUCUUUUCUUUCUCCUUUCUUUUCUUUCUCCUUUUCUUUCCUUUCUCCAUUCUUUUCUUUCUCCUUUCUUUUCUUUCUCCUUUUCUUUCCUUUCUCCAUUCUUUUCUUUCUCCUUUCUUUUCUUUCUCCUUUUCUUUCCUUUCUCCAUUCUUUUCUUUCUCCUUUCUUUUCUUUCUCCUUUUCUUUCCUUUCUCCAUUCUUUUCUUUCUCCUUUCUUUUCUUUCUCCUUUUCUUUCCUUUUCUCCAUUCUUUUCUUUCUCCUUUCUUUUCUUUCUCCUUUUCUUUUCCUUUCUCCAUUCUUUUCUUUCUCCUUUCUUUUCUUUCUCCUUUUCUUUCCUUUCUCCAUUCUUUUCUUUCUCCUUUCUUUUCUUUCUCCUUUUCUUUCCUUUCUCCAUUCUUUUCUUUCUCCUUUCUUUUCUUUCUCCAUUUCUUUCCUUUCUCUAUUCUUUUCUUUCCCUAUUCUUUUCUUUCCAAAUUCCUUUCUUUUCUUUCUCCUUUUCUUUCCUUUCCCUUUUCUUUUCUUUCUCUUUUCUUUUCUUUUCUUUCUUCAUUCUUUUCUUUCCCAAUUCCUUUCUUUUCUUUCUCCUUCUUUUCAUUCUUUUUUCUUCAUUCUUUUCUUUCCGCUUUCUUUCCUUUCUUCAUUAAUUUCUUUUUUCAUUCUUAGCUUCCAUUUUCCUCUUAUUUUUUUUCAUAUUGAUUUUACUUUCUAUUCACCCUUGUUACUUUUUUGCUAUAAUUUCAUCUUUCUCUCUUUCUCUUGCUCUCCUCUCUUUUUUUCCUGUAAUGAUAUUUACUCUUCUCUCUCUCUUUUUCUCAUUGCUCUCUCUUCUCACUCGCAUAUCUGCUUCUUCCUCUUCUUUCUUUCUCACCCUUUCUUUUUGCUUCUGUUUCUCUUAAUCUAUCCUUUUCUCUUUCCCGCUUCUUUAUGUUCCCCGUGA